AUGGAGUUUACAGGUGCUCCGGGCUUGUGGAGCCGCUACUCCCGUUGGGAUGCAAGCACCCGGAGCGAUCUAAGUUUUCAGUUCAAAACACAACUCUCCAGAGCCCUGCUCCUGUACUUUGACGACGGGGGAUACUGCGAUUUCUUGCAGCUGAUGGUGGUGGAUGGGAAAGUUGAACUUAAAUUCAGCAUCGAUUGCUACGAAGCCGCCGUCGACAUGGACAGGCAGGUGGACGAUGGCCAGUGGCAUUUUCUCAUGAUCAGCCGGAACAAACUGCGAACUGUCCUGGUGCUGGACGGAGACACGCAGUCCGUCGACGUGAAGCCCCAGCGGCAGUACAUGAAGAUCGUGAGCGAUUUGUUCGUGGGAGGGGUCCCUCAGGACAUCCGCGAAUCGGCCUUAACUUCGGUCACGGUGCAAAGCGAGCCUCCUUUCAAGGGAUUUAUCGAAGACUUAAAGUAUGGGAACUCUGCCCCGGUGCUGCUCGGGAGCCAGUCGGUGAGACUCGACAAGGAGGGCAUUUGCACGGAAAAUCCUUGCGAAAAUGGUGGAGUUUGCUCGGUGGUGGAAGGAGAAGUUACCUGUGACUGCUCUAGCACAGGGUAUUUGGGGCGGUACUGCACUGAAGAACAAAGGUGGGCAGGUGGAUUAUCACAUCUCCAAUUAGGAGAUGAGGCCAGACGGAGAUCCAGGGAAGACAACUCUGCAACAUUCCGAGGAUCUGAGUACUUCUGUUACGACCUAUCCCAGAACCCUAUCCAGAGCAGCAGCGAUGAGAUCACCUUGUCCUUCAAGACCUGGCAGCGGAAUGGGCUGAUCCUGCACACAGGGAAGUCAGCUGACUAUGUAAACCUAGCACUGAAAGAUGGAGCAGUUUCACUAGUCAUUAACCUGGGAUCUGGUGCUUUUGAGGCAUUGGUUGAACCAGUAAAUGGGAAGUUCAAUGACAACGCCUGGCACGAUGUCAAAGUGACACGCAAUCUGCGACAGCACUCAGGCAUUGGACACGCUAUGGUCACCAUUUCGGUGGAUGGCAUCCUCACUACCACGGGUUACACCCAAGAAGACUACACUAUGCUGGGAUCUGAUGACUUUUUCUACGUCGGUGGAAGUCCUAGUACAGCAGAUCUGCCCGGUUCCCCUGUCAGCAACAAUUUCAUGGGUUGCCUCAGAGAGGUCGUUUAUAAAAACAAUGACAUCAGGCUAGAACUCUCGCGCCUGGCGAGGAUUAAGGAUCCCAAAAUGAAGAUCCACGGUGAUGUUGUGUUCACGUGCGAGAAUGUCGCCACCCUGGACCCCAUAUCAUUCGAGACACCAGAGGCGUAUAUCAGCUUGCCAAAAUGGAACACCAAGAAAAUGGGCUCAAUUUCGUUCGAUUUCCGUACGUCUGAGCCCAGUGGCCUCAUUCUGUUCACGCAUGGAAAGCCACAGGAAAGGAAGGACCUGCGGAGCCUGAAGAAAACCAAAGUAGACUUUUUUGCUGUUGAGCUCUUGGAUGGGAACCUGUUCUUGCUGCUGGACAUGGGCUCUGGGGCGAUCAAGAUCAAAUCCACAACCAGGAAGGUGAACGACGGAGAAUGGUAUCACGUGGACAUACAACGAGACGGUAGAUCAGGUACUAUAUCGGUGAAUAGUCGACGCACCCCAUUCACGGCAAGUGGAGAUAGCGAGAUUCUUGACCUGGAGGGGGACAUGUACCUUGGAGGCCUGCCAGACAACAGAAUGGGUUCCAUCUUGCCCACGGAGCUGUGGACAGCCAUGCUCAAUUACGGCUAUGUUGGCUGCAUCAGGGACUUGUUUAUUGAUGGCAGGAGCAAGGAUAUCCGACAGUUGGCUGAGGAACAGAACGCUGCUGGGGUCAAGCCAUCUUGCUUACGUGUGAGCAUAAAACAGUGUGACAGCAAUCCUUGUAAGAACAACGCAGUGUGCAGGGAAGGUUGGAACCGGUUCAUCUGCGACUGCACAGGCAUGGGCUACUGGGGGAGAACAUGUGAAAGAGAGGCAUCCAUUCUCAGCUACGAUGGCAGCAUGUACCUGAAGAUAGUCAUGCCCUGGGUAAUGCACACAGAAGCUGAAGAUGUCUCUCUUCGCUUCAUGUCCCAGCGCGCCUAUGGUUUGCUCGUGGCUACGACCUCAAGGGACUCGGCUGACACACUACGCCUGGAACUCGACGGAGGGCGCGUCAAGCUGACAGUCAACUUAGACUGUAUCAGGAUUAACUGUAACUCCAGCAAAGGACCAGAGACAAUUUAUGCUGGACAAAAACUCAAUGACAAUGACUGGCACACAGUACGAGUGGUUCGUCGAGGUAAAAAUCUGAAGCUGAUGGUCGAUGAAGUCACUGCUGAAGGCCAAAUGCUCGGUGACCACACACGGCUGGAAUUUCACAACAUCGAGACGGGGAUAAUGACAGAACGGCGUUUCAUCUCCACUGCCCCAUCCAGCUUCAUUGGGCACCUGCAGAGCUUGAUGUUCAAUGGAAUGAUGUACAUUGACCUGUGCAAAAAUGGGGACAUUGAAUAUUGUGAAAUAAACGCCAGGUUCGGCAUGAGGUCCAUUAUCGCAGAUCCCGUCACUUUCAAAACCAAGAACAGCUACUUGACCCUGGCUACUCUGCAGGCGUACACGUCCAUGCACCUCUUCUUCCAGUUCAAGACCACGUCCCCUGAUGGAUUCAUCCUGUUCAACAGCGGAGAUGGCAACGACUUCAUUGCUGUGGAACUAGUUAAAGGAUACAUCCACUAUGUGUUUGAUCUGGGAAAUGGGCCAAAUGUUAUCAAAGGGAACUCUGAAAAGGCCUUGAGUGACAAUCAAUGGCACAAUGUGGUUAUCACCAGGGAUAACAGCAACACUCACACGCUAAAGGUGGAUGCUAGAUCUGUGACUCAGAUCAUCAAUGGUGCCAAAAACCUGGACCUUAAAGGUGUCCUAUACAUUGCUGGGCUGGCCCAAGGCAUGUACAACAACCUGCCAAAACUUGUUGCCUCCAGAGAUGGGUUUCAGGGUUGCUUGGCAUCUGUAGACCUCAAUGGAAAGCUGCCGGACCUGAUUCACGAUGCAUUACAUCGGAGUGGGCAAAUUGAACGUGGAUGUGAAGGUCCCAGCACAACCUGCCAAGAAGACUCUUGCACAAACUAUGGGAUCUGCAUCCAGCAAUGGGAGGGGUACACGUGCGACUGCUCCAUGACCUCGUACAGUGGCAGUCAAUGCAAUGACCCUGGUACAACAUACAUCUUCGGCCGCGGAGGAGGGGUUAUAACCUACACUUGGCCGGCUAAUGACAGACCCAGUACGAGGACCGACCGCUUAGCUGUUGGAUUCAGCACGUCAGUGAAAGAUGCCAUCCUGGUGCGGGUGGAUAGCGCACCUGGCCUAGGAGACUUCCUUCAGCUUCAUAUAGAACAAGGCAAGAUUAGCGUUGUUUUUAACGUUGGAACUGAUGACAUCGUCAUCAAGGAAACCAGCAACGUGGUGAAUGAUGGGAAUUACCAUUUGGUACGUUUUACCAGGAAUGGGGGCAACGCGACCCUACAGGUGGACAACUGGGCCGUAAAUGAAUUCUACCCGACAGGCCGCAUGCUGACAAUCUUCAAUACCCAGGCCAUGAUUACAAUUGGGGGAAAGAAUAGGAGCCGCCCAUUCCAGGGCCAAAUGUCUGGCCUUUACUACAAUGGCUUGAAGGUCCUUAACAUGGCUGCGGAAAGCCACCCCAAUGUCAAGGUCAACGGAACCGUGCGGCUGGUGGGAGAGGUGGCCCCGGUGAUUGUCAACCAGCCAAUGGCGACUACCUUACCGGCCGAGAUGUCCACCACUAUCAUGGCGACGACCACAACGAUGGCAACCACCACAGCCCGGAAGGUCCGAGGAACAAUGAAGGUCAACCCGGUCACCGAUGACCUUAUCGUGUCUUCAGCUGAGUGUGCAAGCGAUGAUGAGGACCUCGAUGAAUGUGAACCCAGCUCAGCAAACCCCACGGAGCCAGGAGUCCGACGGGGCCCCGGGGCCUCAGAGGUGGUGCGGGAAUCGAGCAGCACGACAGGGAUGGUCGUAGGGAUAGUGGCAGCAGCAGCCCUCUGCAUCCUGAUCCUCCUGUACGCCAUGUACAAGUACCGGAACAGAGACGAAGGGUCCUACCAGGUAGACGAGACGCGCAAUUAUAUCAGCAACUCCGCGCAGACCAACGGCACCGUUGUUAAGGAGAAACAGCAGAGUGCCAAAGGCAGCAGUAAGAAGCACAAAAACAAGGACAAAGAGUAUUAUGUGUAG
Messenger RNA from Carcharodon carcharias (great white shark), 4266 nucleotides. RefSeq names its product neurexin 3a (gene nrxn3a). The record is from RefSeq and is a predicted model, not a curated record. Lineage: Eukaryota; Metazoa; Chordata; Chondrichthyes; Lamniformes; Lamnidae. The coding region runs from base 1 to 4266 and encodes 1421 amino acids. The transcript has 21 exons.